AUGCAAUUCGACCAUGUUGCAGAGGAGCAGCAAGAAAAAAACUUUACGCUCUGGAUGCAGACUCUCCAACGGGAAUCGCCAGAAUAUCUAGCGAUGCAUCUCGCAGCGACACACCGCCCUGGAAAACCCACUGCAGCGUGCCUCUGGAAGAAUGGCUCUUUCAACAUAUGCUAUCGGGUCAAGUACGAGGACGGAUUCAACGCCAUUGUCCGCUUUGCGUCCCUGGGACGAACGAUAUACCGCAGAGAGAAGGUCGAGAAUGAGGUUGCCACCAUGAAAUAUCUUGCUCGAUACACGUCAGUCCCGGUUCCUUAUGUGCUGGGAUCGGGGACAUGUUGGGCGGGCCCUUACAUUGUCAUGAGUUUUAUCGAAGGUGAACCGCUUGCGGAAUUGCUUAAGAACCCGCAAGAGGGAGGAAGGCCAGUUCUGAAUCCACGACUCAGUGACCGCGUCUUGAGGAGAGCGUACAGGGAAAUGGCUAAACUAGUCCUCGAACUAUCGAAGCCGGAGUUUCGGUAUAUUGGAGCGCUUCGGCAAAGCGAAGAAGACUUCUCCGUUACCAGGAGACCUCUGACUUACAACAUGAAUGAGCUGGCCACAAGCGCAAACCUCCCGCCUCAAGCAUUCCCAACAAGCGUCCUUGAAUCAGCGACCGAUUUCUUUAUAUCGCUUGCCAACCAGCACAUGACGCAGCUCCAGCUCCAGCGCAAUGAUUCCAUCACCGAUCAAGAUGAUUGCGCAAAGAAAUACGUGGCCAGAUGUCUAUUUCGCAAGAUAGCUCAGGAUAUCUCCACGGAGCAUCGAAACGGCCCUUUCCGGCUGUAUUGCGACGACUUCCGCCCCUCCAAUGUUCUAAUCGAUCUGCAGAAUCUCAGCGUCACGGGCGUCGUUGAUUGGGAAUUUACUUAUGCAGCUCCCGCCGAGUUCACGUACAUUGCACCUUGGUGGCUUCUGCUCCAGAGCCCGGAGGACUGGGAGUCGGACCUCGACGAGUUCUUGAAACGUUUCAUGCCGCGCCUCCGUCUCUUUCUCGAAGCUCUCCGUGAAUGCGAGGAUGAGAGACCAAAGGAAGGAGACGAUGUGCCGGCAGUCCCGCAACGUCUGUCUUCGCGUAUGGAGCGGUCACUUGAGACGGGCCUGUUCUGGGUGUGUCUUGCGGCCAAAUAUAGCUCCAUGUUUGACGAGAUUUAA
Messenger RNA from Fonsecaea nubica, 1191 nucleotides. RefSeq lists its product as hypothetical. The transcript has a single exon. The record is from RefSeq and is a predicted model, not a curated record. Bases 1 to 1191 code for a protein of 396 amino acids. Lineage: Eukaryota; Fungi; Ascomycota; Eurotiomycetes; Chaetothyriales; Herpotrichiellaceae.